Molecule: messenger RNA, 1443 nt
Organism: Closterium sp. NIES-65
Lineage: Eukaryota; Viridiplantae; Streptophyta; Zygnematophyceae; Desmidiales; Closteriaceae
Source: the annotation of a GenBank genome assembly
AUGAGCGGAGCCUACUGGGGGUUGACAGCGAUGGACCUCAUGGGGAGGCUGAAGGACAUGCACAGCCCUGCCAUGCUGCCGUGGCUGCUCUCCUGCCAGCAACCCAAUGGUGUGUGCGGGGGGGGGGGGAUGAGCGGGGAGCCUCUGGGGAGGCUUCCAGAAAUGCACAGCCCUGCCAUGCUGCCGUGGCUGCUCUCCUGUCAGCAACCAGACGGUGGUUUCGGUGGCAGCCAAGGGCAUGAUUCUCACCUGCUCUACACGCUCAGUGCCGUCCAGAUCCUCGCACUACUGGACAAACUGGAUGCUGUAGACGCCGACCGUGUCGCCACCUAUGUAGCAGGGCUACAGCAGCUGGAUGGGUCAUUCAUUGGAGAUGAAUGGGGGGAGGUAGACACUCGUGCCCCAUCUCCUGCCUCUCCCUCCUCGAUCACAUGCACACCUUUGACCUCCCAGAAACCUCGAUUCACUUUCCCCGAGUUCUUGCGUUUAACCCCACUCCUCUCCCCUCCCCCCUUUCCAUUUCUCCCCCUUCCCCACCCCGGCUUCUCCUACCGUGCCGUCCGAUUCACUGUCCCCUGCUUUCCUGCAUUCUCUCUGUUCCACCCCCACCCUUCCCCACUCUUUUCCACACCGCCCCACACCCAUCCUCACCCAUCCAUACUCCCCCUCUCCCGCACUCUCGUUACGCACCUGUCCACACCCCCCCACACCACUCCAUACUUCCCCCCAGAUUCUCCUACUGCGCCAUCUCCUGCCUCUCCCGCUUGGUUGCAUGCACACCAUCGACCUCCCUGCAGCCAUCCAUCCACUCCUCAACCACUCUCCCCACACUCCCUUCUCCCCAACACCCCUGCUUCCCCCUCUCACAGCUUCUCCUACUGCGCCAUCUCCUGUCUCUCCCUCCUCGAUCGCAUGCACGCCAUCGACCUCCCCGCAGCCGUCCAAUUCAUCGCCAGCUGUCAGAACUUUGACGGCGGAUUUGGGUCUGUUCCGGGCGGCGAGUCACACGCUGGGCAAAUCUUCUGCUGUGUGGCGGCUCUGGCAAUAGCUGGCGUGCUCUCAUUGGUCGACCGCGAUCUCCUGGGCUGGUGGCUGUGUGAGCGGCAGGUGCCAGCAGGAGGGCUCAACGGGCGACCAGAGAAGCUGCCAGAUGUAUGCUACUCCUGGUGGGUUCUGUCCAGCCUUGUACUCAUCGACAGGGUGCAUUGGAUCAGUGCGGAGAAGCUACAGCACUUCAUUUUGCAGUGCCAGGACGAGGAGAGAGGAGGCAUUUCCGACCGACCAAACGACAUGGUUGAUGUUUUUCAUACCUUCUUCGGUAUUGCUGGCCUGAGUCUGUUGGAGUACCCUAAUCUCAAGCCAGUGGACCCAGCUUACGCACUUCCUGUGGAUGUUGUGGAUAGGGUUUUCAGAGACAGGGAGCUGAAGCACCUGCAAGCCUAG